AACUUGCUACCGAGAGAACCGGUCUCGAAUCUAAAAACCAAAAACAAAGACCACAACCAGUGCCGCUUGUUAAGAUUCUUGCUCAUUUGCCAUCGAGAUCUCUGGAGGAGCAGGCUACUAUAUAGUAAGAGAGAUAGUGUGAGAGAGAGAGUGAGACACAAUGCGUAAGUUGAACUAUGUGAUAUUUUUAAUGCUCUGGUUCACUGCAAUUGAUGGAUAUAAGGUGCCUCAAGCCAGGGUGGAGUUGUUAGCCAAUGGUUUUCGUGUAUCCAUACCAGAUGAGCCUGGUGUAAAGCGUGUGGCUUUCAAUGUGAAUCGCAAUCGGAAUUUCACCUCAUUCACUCAGGGUCAAUUCAGUCAUCAGUUGCGGAAACCCCAAGAAGGACUCUGGUAUUAUGAUUUCAUAACGAACAAUCUAAAGGCCUACGAUAUAUUGCACAUUUGGACAAGUGUCCAGCAUGAGAAUGCAUUAUUUCGCGAUUUUGAAAACCCCCUAGAAGUGUGUAGAUUAGGUGGCAAAUUUGUGCCCAAAGAUUGCUCCAACACAUCGGAUGAAACAACGGGAUCCAUUGAGACUGAUAAUUCUCAAGCCUUGCCACCGCAGAGAUCUCCAGAGAAAUGUGAGCCAACUAUUACAGAGAUAUCAUCGCCACGGUUUGCCACUCCUUUGUGCAAGGAUCAACUCAUAUUUGAGGAGAAUUUCGAUACUCUAAACGAGUCGCGCUGGUCGCAUGAAGUUCGUUUCCCUUUGGACACAAAUGAUGCCGAAUUUGUGUUGUACGAUGGCAAGGCUAGAAUCGAGGAGGGCCAUUUAGUUAUUGAACCCAUCUUGUGGUCCAGCUAUCGUCCCGAUUUGAGCAUAAAUGAUUCGCACUUGGACCUCUCUGAGCGUUGCACGGGCACUCACAAUCGUCAAAAGGAAUGCAUCCUGCAGACCUUUGGCAGUGGUCCAAGUGGCAUUAUGCCACCGAUUGUAGUGCCACGUUUAAAUACCAAGGAGUCGUUUGCCUUCAAGUACGGACGAAUAGAGAUUCGGGCCAAGAUGCCCAAGGGCGAUUGGCUGGUCCCAUUGCUACUGCUGGAACCGUUUAUGGAAUGGUAUGGCCAAACAGGCUACGAGUCCGGACAAUUGCGCAUAGCCAUGGCUAGAGGGAAUUCACAAUUGCGCCUACCACGUGGUAAACCCAUCGACGGUCACUCUCUAUAUGGUGGCCCAGUGCUAACCACGGCGGCCGACCACCGCGAAGACUUCUGGGCCACUCAGCGACGCAAAAGUCACUUUGGUGAUGCCUUUCACGUAUAUGGCUUGGAUUGGACCAGCCAAGGGCUACGCUUCUCGGUGGAUGGCGUCUUCUAUGGCGACACAAUAGCCGACAUUGCCGCCUCCGACUUCAAUCCAUCGUGGCGGCGAGGUGGUCCCAUGGCUCCAUUUGAUCGCAUGUUUUAUCUAACUUUGGGACUAUCUGUUGGCGGAUUCGGAGAUUUCGUGGACAAUUUGCGGACAUCGAACUAUGAGAAGCCUUGGAGAAAUGCUCAUCCUCAGGCCAAAUUACAAUUUUGGCAAAGUAAAGAACUUUGGCAAUCCACAUGGAAAUCCCCGAAACUAUUAAUCGAUUAUGUGCGCGUAUAUGCCACAGAUUUAUUUUAGAACUUUGAAAAGAGAUAAUUCCUAAUUGUUUAAAUAUAUGUAUAUGCAUUUACGAAUUUGUCAAAUUUUAUUGCAAACAAUUUCUGUACAUAAUAGUUUGCAUAACAUUUUUAGAUAGUAAAAGACAUAUUAUUGUUAAGGAUUAAGCAAAUUAAUAGUCUCAAAUGAAAAUAGUUAUGAAGGACAUUUAAAGUCCGCAGAGUAAAGUCCACAAGUAAAAAGUCACAAGUCCGAAGUUUACUUUAAAAAUAGUUGGCUUAUUAUUGUAUUGCUGGUCGACUAUUAUAUAAAAUGAAAUAAUUUUGAAAAUUAAAACAAUUCAACGUA
Messenger RNA from Drosophila willistoni, 1975 nucleotides. RefSeq names its product gram-negative bacteria-binding protein 1. The record is from RefSeq and is a predicted model, not a curated record. The coding region runs from base 161 to 1648 and encodes 495 amino acids. Gene Ontology annotation, molecular function: carbohydrate binding; hydrolase activity, hydrolyzing O-glycosyl compounds. The transcript is spliced from 3 exons. Lineage: Eukaryota; Metazoa; Arthropoda; Insecta; Diptera; Drosophilidae. Gene Ontology annotation, biological process: carbohydrate metabolic process.